AUCUGCGCGUGCAGGAGGCGAUUAGCCAUAUGAGACGCAAUGGACUCUUUCAAAAUGGCGGGCGCCAAAGAGACAAUCCCUUCAACUUCUGCCGCUAGGAUAGACGCACACUGUACAAGGACAGAAAGGUUUCCUUGCCUGUGCGACCCUGAUUGUCAUCGCAGGUAGAAGAUUUUGUCGUAAUGAAAGGAAGGCAGAGAUCUGUCACUUUGAGGCAGCGCCUUCCUCUGCGAUGUGAAGGCAGUCCUAGCCUUUUGCACCAAUUCUUGCUUUGCAUUGUUUGCCUGAACGACGUGGAGCCCACCCCGUGUGUUGUAGGGUCUGCGCGUAAGCUGCCGGACUAGUCUUUCGAUCAUGACCUAAUGCUGUUGAGCUUAUCAACCUACAAUUGCUGUGGCUCCGCAACUGUUUUUGUAGCGCUUUUGGCCAGCCUUCUGAAAGAGUCGCAUGGGCCUCAAGUUUCUUUGGUGACUGGGCAACUUGAAAGGAAGGACAAUACUCCACAGGGAUCUAGAUGGAGUCUCCAAAGAAGAAGAAGGUCCUGGAGAAGUUUGCCACGACGCUUCUGGAGUGCACCCUGCGGGUCGACGUCAAGAUCGGAAAGACCUACAAGAUCGAAGUGACCGAUGAGGGCUUCACCAUUCGCAAGCGGCGCCAAAAGCCGGAGGACGGCAUGCACUUUCGGUAUGAGAACGUGGACAGCUGUCAGGCAGACAACGACGGCAAGCAGCUCGUGUUGCAGAUCGCCCCCACAAGCCUGGGUUCCGGUGGGGGCCUCUUUCGCUUCAAGACGAAAGAGGCUGCUAAAAUUGCCUCUCUCGCAUCCCGCCUGGGGGUCGUGGCGGCCGUCCGAAAGGAGGCGCUCGCGCGUAUGGCGUCCGGACACUCGCUGCCCAGCAGCCCACGGUCGCCGGGCCGUGUGAACGGGCCCAGCUCGCCGUUCACACCAGCACAGAACGGGGAUCACUCCGCUGGACCCCCCACGCUGUCCCCUUCCCACCGUUCGGCUGCCGGUGGGUCGACCGUUCCCUCAAGCCCCGACUCCGCCACCUCCCGAAGCACUGCGUCCACAUUCGGGGGCUUCUCACAAGAGCCGAAGCACGAGUCCUCCGUACCCCCCGCCAAGAGCGUGGCUCCCCCGAAGUGGACCAUCUCACCCACUCCCUACGUGGGGGUCGACAGCGCCCUGGGAGCGCCCCCCCGCCAAAAUGCUACGAAGGAUGACGUCAGCGAGGGUGACGUCAGCAAGGAGGCCCUGGCCGCGGCGCUGAAGAAGGAGCUCGCGCGCUCGGGGGAUCCCUCCAGUCCCGCCUACGGCCGGCAGAGGAGUUCCGGGGGGGGCUCCCAGGGUUCGUCCAAGCCCCCCUCCGCGGGGAACUCCAAGGCGUCGAGCCCGAAGCUCCCGAAGCACAUUUCCAUUUUCCGGGGGGCCGAGGGCGGGGAGGAGCAGGGGGGGGCGUGGGCUACUGAAGAGGGGUUUAAGGGUUCUGCCAGAAGUAGCGACGACGGCUCGGCUUUCAAAUUUUCAAGUCGGUUGAGUCCAAGCGGGACGCCAAACCUAUCGCGGCAAAGCUCCGCGAAAACCGGAGCGUACUCGCGGCAAUCGUCUCUGGGGAGUGCGAGCGUGAAAGGGGAGGGGGACGGGGGCAUCCGGCUGCUGCCACGUGUCAGCUCGGGGUUCAACCCGUUCCUGACGGACGCCUUUGCAGAGCUCUCCCCCUCCGCUUCUCGCCGCGCGUCCUCCCUCCCCCCCCCGCCCACCAGCCCCAAAAAGGGGGUCUUCGAAGGCUUCGAGCAGUUCGUCAAGGUCGCCGGCGCCACCCCGCGCGCCAGCUCCGAGGGCAGCCGCCGCGCCUCCUCUGACGUCACCUCUGACGUCAGCCGCCGCAGCUCGGACGUUGCCUCGCCGCCUGAUCUUUUGAACGCAGAAACUGAUGGCUGCGCCCCCCCCAUCGUGGUCGAGAUCAGCCCCCGGGGCGCAAACGCCGUCGCUCCGGGGGGGUUGCUGGACGCUGAAUUCGGCCCCGGGACGUGGGCGCUCGGCAACGAGUGGUCGGACGUUUGUCCCCCCGGAGGAGCGGAGACCCGGUCUGCUUUGCCCCCCGGGACGAAAGAUUUGGGUAGUCCGCCAAUAAGACCCGUGCUCAGUGCGGCUGUUCCCAUUUCGGGCCAUCCGAACGGGGGGGCAGAACCCCUGCCUUCAGAUCUGGGGUCCGUUGGCGUCAGCUCGGCGCACAACACGGUCGCAGAUCCGCUUUCUGGGGGCCCACCGAAUUCGGGAUUCAGCUCCCAGCCCGUCUCACCUGUUGGCAACCCCUUCCGAGCACAAUACCCCGACCCGUUCCUAGCAGCGUUCGGCGCAAGCCCUGGGCAAAUGUCAGUCCCCGGGGCGGCCACUCGGGAGACGCUCGGUAGGAGCAAGUCCGUUAACCCGUUUUUAGAAACCCCGAUCGAGAACACCUCUAGCCUGCAGCAAUUAAACGCUCCUAUUUAUGAAGGUUUGCCAAACCCGUUUGCUCCGAACCACGGGGAUCAGACCUGGAAUGCGCAGGAACCCACCAACAGCACAGAGAUCAACCAAUUUUCUUCCCUAGCAAAUGGAAGCCAACAGAGAGUGGUGACAGCCCCCGUAGCCCCGCAGGUAUUAAACCCCUUUUUGGAACCCAAACCCCUGUCCUCUCAGAACGGGGCGCUUUUGCGGUCACAGACACAGCCCCCGCCCAGGAAAGAGCCGGCUUGGGAGACGUUCUCAACGGGUGACCCGAUCUCAACCCAAGCCGUUAACCCGGGGUUAACACGAUCUUCUACAGCACCGCCCACAGCUUUUUCGAACAGUAGUACUAUAAAGACAGGACCGUCAGGUAUUGGUUUAAGCCAGGAAGGCUGGGAGCCGUUUUACACCGCCACUCCCCAACCUGGAUCUGUUUACGGAGCGGUUGGUGUGAAGGCGGCCCCUUCUGCCGCUCCUGUGGCCCCAGCCUCGGGGGCCAAGGCAGGCGGUAAUGACGAAACAAUCCCGGAUGAGUGGGAAAACUUCGGACGUCAGAGAAACAUCAGCUCGAAAAGCAGACCGCAUGUAGCACAGUGGUAACGAUCGACUAGCCGUUCCUACUUAAUUCGACGCGGGGCAUUGACGGAGAGCAGGACCGGACUCUCUGGGCGUUGGUUUAAAAUGGAGCCGUUUUUGGGAGGCUGUAUAUAUGUCGUAUAUUUGGUAACAGGGUUGAAAAGGACAGGCUAGUUUCUGUGCAUCAGACGGUCUUGGAUAGUCACUGUAGCGCGUUCGUAGUUAAGCGUAAUAGGACCACUACGGUCUACCGGAAGGUGAGUUCGAUGGAGGCAACCGGAACAGGCAGGUGAUGGAAAAUCUCGUUGAAGCGCGCGAGCUGACUUGAAGUAAGGUGUGAGGUAUAUGCUUUCAAAUUGACAUUAAAUUUUGGUUACGUUGCACUGCAGCAUACCGCCCUGUCUUAGGGUUUGACGUUAUGAUUGCCGCAUCAUGUCUUUGUUAC
Molecule: messenger RNA, 3512 nt
Organism: Klebsormidium nitens
Lineage: Eukaryota; Viridiplantae; Streptophyta; Klebsormidiophyceae; Klebsormidiales; Klebsormidiaceae
Source: the annotation of a GenBank genome assembly